This is a messenger RNA of Taeniopygia guttata (zebra finch), 1840 nucleotides long. It is a transcript of the gene TNFRSF6B, whose product is annotated as TNF receptor superfamily member 6b. The record is from RefSeq and is a predicted model, not a curated record. NCBI's taxonomy places the organism in Eukaryota, Metazoa, Chordata, Aves, Passeriformes, Estrildidae. Gene Ontology annotation, cellular component: ribosome. Gene Ontology annotation, biological process: translation. Gene Ontology annotation, molecular function: protein binding; structural constituent of ribosome.
GAAAGGGAGGCCUUGCUGCUUCCCCACCAACUCCUGCUCCCUUUCGGCUGCGGUGGGCUGGGGGGUGGUUUCCUCCCUGCAUGAUUCCACUGGCUGUGGGUGGAUGCGGGGGUGCCCGAGCCUCCCACCGCAGCCGCUAUAAGGCUCCGCUCCGUCCCUGCGCUGGGGAGAGCCGAAAUCUCCCGCGGAGGAAGGGCUGACUCGGAAGAAACAGGUUCCUGAUCCCGGCGCUCGGAAGCCCUCGGAGCGAUGCCAUCCUGCCACGUGCCGAGGUUGAGGCAUCCAUCCAAGUGGAUGCUCCCCCCUCUCCUCCUUUUGCUGGCUGAGCUCGCCUGCGGUGCCCAGCCCACGUACCAGUGGAAGGAUGCUGUGACGAGGGAGAGGAUCACCUGCCAGCAGUGCCCGCCGGGGACCUUCGUGGCACAGCACUGCUCCAGGGACAGACCCACCAAGUGCGAGCCCUGCCCGGAUUUGCACUACACUCAGUACUGGAACUACCUGGAGAGGUGCCGCUACUGCAAUGUCAUCUGCGGGGAGAAGCAGCUGGAGGUGCAGCAGUGCAAUGCCACGCACAACCGCGCCUGCCAGUGCCAGCAGGGCUACUACUCCAACAUGGAGCUCUGCAUCAGGCACUCCCAGUGCCCGCCGGGCUCCGGCGUUGCGAAGCCGGGUACCCCCUUUGAGGACACCCAGUGCCAUGACUGCCCCUACGGCUUCUUCUCCUCCAGCUCUGGCACCAAUCCAUGCCAGCCACACCAGGACUGUGAGAAGCAGGGGAAGGUGACCAACGUGCCGGGCAACAGGUACCACGACACCCUCUGCACCUCCUGCAGACCAGGGAGAGGCAACAGCACAGAGGGACCAGCUGCAGAAGAUGAUGACUGCGAGCAAGCCAUGAUAGACUUUGUGGUGUAUCAGAACAUCCCCGUCAAGAAGCUGAAGCGCCUGCAGCAGAUCCUGGAGCGCUCUCCAAAGAAGCAGACAGCAUGGACCAAGGCAGCCAUCCAGGAGAAAUUCCGGGCUUUCCUCACUCACAAGAAGGAGGAGGACUCUGAAGUCACCAAGGAGCUGCUGGAUGCACUGCGUGUGGUCAAGCUCCACUCCAUCGAGGAGAAGGUCCGCAAGCGCUUCCAGCUGCCCUGAGAGCAUGGACUGGACUUUUUGGGUGCUCUUUGUUUUGGUUUUUAUCUUCUGAGGCUUCAUUAAUUUAUUCAUCUUUCCAAACAUAACUUGAAAAGCAGCAUGAGAGAUGAAUGAUGGAGUGGCAUCAUGCCAUGGCAGCUGUGUCACUGCUGAUGGGAUGAGAUGGGAUGGGAUGGGAUGGGAUGGGAUGGGAUGGGAUGGGAUGGGAUGGGAUGGGAUGGGAUGGGAUGGGAUGGGAUGGGAUGGGAUGGGAUGGAAUAUGUAAGCAGCAGCAUCCCCUUGCCAGCAGCAGGGGUGGGUCCUGGAAGCUCACCAGGUGCUGGGCACUGAUUUUCCAGACCUCAGCAAGGAUUAAUAUUUUAUCAGAAGAAAAACCUGCAUCCAGGGUCAUUAUUUCUGGGGAAGAACAUGGUCCCCUUUAUAGAAAACUGUUUGGCUUUGUUUUAAACUGUGUAAAUUUGGGCUUGUUGGGGGUUUUAGUAAUUUUACAGUAUCUUCAACAGAGGAUUUGCUUGCAGUUUUUUGUCAUGCUUUUGUUUGAGAAGAGAGUUUGCUGCUGAGGCACAGGAAUGGGGAGGAUACCCCAAACUCACUGGUACAGCUCACUUGAAAUUUAUUUCUUAACUACCUGUAUUUAUACCACAUGUGAAAGAUGUUUUCUAAAGAAAGAAACCAAAGAAGUUAUUUUAUCAUACAA